UGUCAUCCAUCCAGUUGCACAAAUUCCUUCUUCUAAGCGCAAGCCCCCUGCAGGGAAAUCCCCAGACCACACUAUAAAGAGACUUCCCUCUCCAUGCUUCAUCAGAUGUGUCCAAGCUGGGGAGAUGAAGUCCAUCAGUGCAGCUGGGCUGCUGUUUCUUCUGCAAAGUGCAGUUGCAGCAAAUGUCACUGCAGCAAGGCCAACAGCUGGGCCAUUUGCUAAUGUGACUGGUUCUUUGGAUGACCACAAAGUUUGCCGAUGUUCCGUGUUCUUACCAGACACCACAUUCCCUGUGCAGAGGAUGGAGAGCCUUGAGAUCUUAGCCCAACAGCUCUCAAAUAAAUUUGAGAGUGAGCUUUCAAAAAUUACCAAGUACACCAAAGAAAUUGAAAUGUAUGAAAAAAAGAUUGUAAACCUAACCAUCAAGAUUGAGCGCAUGGAGAAGACGAGCGUUUCUUAUACUGAACUGGACUUCCAACUGAUGAAACUGGAAAUCAGUGAAAUGGAGAGGCUAGUCACACAGCUGAAAAGUACACUAACGGGAAACAAUGUGAUUGUUGAGCAGCUGUAUGCAGAGAUUAAGAAUUUGAGUCUCAUGGUGAAUGAACUGGAAUCGUUGGAUAAGCAUAACAUCCUUGCAGUCCGCCGAGAAAUUCUGGCUCUAAAGAAUAAAUUGCAAGAAUGUGAAGCGAAUACAAACCAGAGCACCACCAACCACUACAUCCCUCCUGGAAGCUGCAGUCAUGGUGGAAUUGCAAAUGCCAGCCAGCCCUUUGUGAUUCAGCUAAACUGGAGAGGAUUUGACUACAAAUAUGGUGCCUGGGGAAGAUAUACCUCUCCGCUGAACCCUGAAAAGGAGCUCUAUUGGGUUGCGCCACUGAACACUGAUGGAAGAUACCUGGAAUAUUAUAGACUUCAUGAUUCCUUUGAUAAUUUAUUGCUGUUCAGAUACUCUAAUCAAUUUAGAAUUCUAUAUGGCCAGGGCAGUGGCAUGGUUGUUUACAACAACUAUAUGUAUUUUAACCAACAUGGCUCAAGAGAUAUGAGCAAACUAGAUUUAAGCACCAAUACCGUGGUGCUGAAGAAAACUCUUCCAGAUGCUGCUUUUAACAAUCGGUUCUCAUAUGCAGGGGUGUCAUGGCAAGAUCUGGAUUUUGCUGUGGAUGAGAACGGAUUGUGGGUAAUUUACUCAAAAGAAGCUAGCACAGGUAAUAUCGUGAUUAGCAGACUUAAUGAAACAACUCUUGAGGUGAUCAGUACAUGGGAAACAAGGCAGUACAGGCCAGCCGUGUCCAAUGCUUUUGUUGUAUGUGGUGUGCUUUAUGCCACAAGGCCCAUCAAUACUAGGAAAGAGGAAAUAUUUUACACAUACGACACAAACACAGGAAGGGAAGGUAGAACAAGCAUCACUCUAGAUAAAAUGCUAGAAACAAUUCAGAGUAUCAACUACAGCCCUAUAGAUGGGAAACUUUAUGUGUUCAAUGAUGGCUACCUUGUUCAGCAUCAGUUGACCUUCCAGACACUUCCACAACAAAAGUGAAGCAGAGGAAGAGGGGAAAGCAGGGGUCUGACCUGUUUGUAACUCAUCUGUACUAUUUCCCAAUAUUGCUGCUACAUUUCUGAGGGGUGAGGGGCAGAAAUUUAAUAUUGCGUGUUUAGACCUUUUACCUUUCCCCAAAAUAAAUUCACA
This is a messenger RNA of Lacerta agilis (Sand lizard), 1690 nucleotides long. It is a transcript of the gene OLFM4, whose product is annotated as olfactomedin 4. Lineage: Eukaryota; Metazoa; Chordata; Lepidosauria; Squamata; Lacertidae. The transcript is spliced from 5 exons. The record is from RefSeq and is a predicted model, not a curated record. Bases 125 to 1540 code for a protein of 471 amino acids. Gene Ontology annotation, biological process: signal transduction.